GAAUCGAAAAGGCUCGAAAAGGCUAAUCAUCAAACAAGGAUCGAAAAGGCUCGAAACAGUGACAUUUUCGUGAUCUUUUUGUUUUGUUACGGCUAUGCACUUAGCCAUAUACUCGGUGGCUCAGAAAAGCAGGACAAAGCCACCACAUAG
Molecule: messenger RNA, 150 nt
Organism: Racocetra persica
Lineage: Eukaryota; Fungi; Glomeromycota; Glomeromycetes; Diversisporales; Gigasporaceae
Source: the annotation of a GenBank genome assembly